UAAAAUGUGGAAGUGUUGCGAUUGUUGUGAAGCUAGUAGUGAUGAGCAACAUAGUUGCGCUGAGAAAAAUGAUGAAGAAGCAAAAAUUGGUGGGGAAAUGGAAGAACAAGUUACUGAAGAUGAGGAAACUGAGGAUAGCAUCGAAAUGGAAGAACAAGUUACUGAAGGUGAUGAAACUGAGGAUAGCAUUGAAGAUGAGGAAGUAAUUUACGAGGGUCCUGAAAAUCAAUUAUACUUUGAUUAUCCUAUUAAUCAGGAGAUUCAGAAUAACAAUACUUUUGAACCAGGAGUUUCAGUUUUAUUGGCAAAUACGGAUGAUGGUCAAGGAAAUGUCUGUUUAGCUAAGACAAUCACAUCUUAUCGAUUUAAACCAAGAGAAUUGGCCAUUGGUAACUGUUCGACGACGUUAAAAGACUCAGCCAUAGCAGCUGAAAUGUAUAUACGGAAAAAUCAGAGUGCAUUGAAAUUAACACUCGAAGUUGAUAUGCACCUUCUGGUUCAUUUAUUUCCUUCUGAAAUGCCAAAAUCCGGCUUUAGCGCAGGCUGCGCUAUAGCCACAUCCAUGAUCUCGGCUAUAAAAAAUAUUGGCGUACCAAAUGGUAUAAUUUUAUUACAUCUCCUCCUAAUUUAUAUUACUCUAUAUUUUUUAACAACCUCGAAUUUAGCUAACCCCAAAAUUUUAGACAUCAAUUUAUUUAAAUUUAAUUGGCUUUUAGAUGAGAGGGGCUGCCUAAUUUUUAAGCCCCAAGUUGUAAUUAAACUUGUGAAUGUAUACUAG
Molecule: messenger RNA, 778 nt
Organism: Meloidogyne enterolobii
Lineage: Eukaryota; Metazoa; Nematoda; Chromadorea; Rhabditida; Meloidogynidae
Source: the annotation of a GenBank genome assembly